GACAACACUGGCUUAAUUAUUAUUAGUCACCCCACCUGUUCGGCAGAGCGUAUCUCCCUAAAACCGACAAAUGUAUUCAUCGCUUUUAUUACUACCAUACCGCGUCCACGCGUUUACCAUAUCGCAUACCAUUGCGCGUAUUGUAGUACAAGUGACAUAUAUUUCGUGCAAUAUUGUUUACAAAUAAACAUGAAGAAAUUUGCAAGUGCCAAAGUACUGUUUGGAUUUUUUAAUACAAUAUUUUUCGCAUGUGGUUUCGUCAAAGUAGUAUGCGGUUUUCUACUACUCUGCGACACGCGAAGGAUUCUUCUAUCCCGCUUGCUCGCGAUGCCGGAAGAAGGCUUAGAAGAGCCACCGUUCUACUACGUCGCGCUCGGCCUUCUGAUUGCCGGUAUCACAGUUUGUGCUGUGGCUGCCAUUGGUGUGUGGGCUACGUACUUGCCGGGAUAUGUUAUUUUAACUAUUUAUUUCCUCGUAGUGCUGGGCCUGUUGAUGUGCGAGUGCGCGGCGGGCGUGGUGUCGGCCGUGUGGCCGCGCUGCUACGGCAUCCAGGGCACGCGCGGCGGCGCGGUGGGCGCGCUGCAGAGCUACUACGCUGUGCCUGACUUUGAGCACUUUACCGCCGCCUUGGACUUAGCGCAGACUGAGUUGCAGUGUUGUGGCAUGACGAGUGCGCGCAACUACGACAUGUCUCUAUGGCAGCUGCGGCGGCUCGGGCCGCGCGGCGUGGCCGUGCCGCCCAGCUGCUGCGUGCAGGCGCUCGCCGAGCGCUCCUACCUCAGCCCCGCGCCGCUCAACGCGUCGCGCUGCCAGGACGUCACGCCCAACGCGCAGUUCAGACACGUGCCCGGUUGCCUGACUAAACUCGAAGAUUGGUAUCAGCAACAGUACUUCAUAUUCAUGAUCUCGUUGUUCGUAGUCGCCAUUUUCAAACUGGCUAUAUUGUUAAGUACUGUGUAUUCGUGUAUUCGACUGAGGAAGAGCAGACAAGAGAUCCAUACGUUUAUGAUAAAAGGUCUGGGCAAUAAGGCGAACGAGAAUAUCUACGAACGCAACCUGAGCAGUUUGCACGAUGAGCCUAUAACUGCGAAAUACAUACAGCCAAAUAACUUCUAUAGUCCCCGCGUUCGGAACCCGCGGAUCUUUCACAGCAAACCCAAUGAGAUGGUAUGAGAAUUAGCCGCGGAGAUAAAUGCUUUAGAGAGAAGACUGGAACGAUUCUCGGAUAUCCUACACAAACAUCAGGCAGACUCUAUUAUGUGGUAACGUUUAUUGUGGGUAAUUUUAAUGGCUUGCACAGACACUGAGGAAUGUCCCUUAUUCGUCAGGGUACUUUUUGACCGUUUUAAUAGAUCACUUACAACUGCAUCGAAUAAUGCAUAAGAGGUACUAAAAGUCCCCCGAAUAGCCCAGGCAAUAGACCGGACCGCACAAAAGCGGGGAGUCUAAUCCUUUCACGAUUCCUAUCCUUCAAAAGCACUAUAGUACUAUAGGAGCUCCCAUAGUACUUAAAGGGUCGGAAUCGUUCGUGUUCGAACAACCAAAUUUCUUAGGAAAACCCAUGUAAAGUGAGCGCGACCUUGUUUGCGGUUGAUUUAUGAUUUAUAUGGUAGUGAGUGAUUUCCUGAAGGUCGCAAGCUCGAAUGUUUUAUAGUAAUAGAAAUCAGAUAUACAAACAACUCAAGAUAAUAUUAUGUA
Molecule: messenger RNA, 1698 nt
Organism: Maniola jurtina (meadow brown)
Lineage: Eukaryota; Metazoa; Arthropoda; Insecta; Lepidoptera; Nymphalidae
Gene: Tsp68C
Product: tetraspanin-17
Exons: 5
Coding region: 190-1173 (327 amino acids)
Cellular component (GO): membrane
Source: RefSeq, a predicted model, not a curated record